Nylanderia fulva is the source of this 1429-nucleotide messenger RNA. Its product is annotated as paramyosin, short form. NCBI's taxonomy places the organism in Eukaryota, Metazoa, Arthropoda, Insecta, Hymenoptera, Formicidae. The record is from RefSeq and is a predicted model, not a curated record.
UAAUAUUAACAAGGACACAUAACAAUGAUAACUUAUACAAUGAAACGACACUAUUAAUAAAUAUCUAAUUAGUCAUGCUCCAAUUAUUAUUGAGAGUUGCUGAUUGGUUGUCCUCAAUGUGUCAAUCGCAAUGAAAACUAUAAAGAUACUACUUAACCGUCGGCCCAAUUUUUGUCUACUCUCCUGUCACAAGAGUGACAGCAGCAUCUGUAGAUCCGGCCACUUAAAAAUCACUUAAAUAUAUCGAAGAUCCAGAAAAUUGUUACUUUAUCAUAUUUGAAGUCGAAAAUCGGAAAUAUAAAAAUUGAAGACAAAAAUUGUAACAAAUAACAAUUCUAUACAUUAUUUCUCGCGUGUGUUUAUAAAGCUUUCAUAUUAUUUAAAAAUGACGGGUUACAUGCCACCGAUUCAUAUGCCACUUGAAUCAAAGUGGCGACAUUAUCCGACGUAUAUCUACGACAGAAAUUACAGUUACGGUAUGAAUUACUAUCAGCCAAUGAUCGAUUACAUAGAUACCAAGCAACGAAUUCCGAGAUCAGCUUCGUCAAAAUUUGAAACAAGAAUAGAAUUACCCGAAUUACCCUGGUCCGAUGGUAGUAUCUUGUGGGAGGACAAAAGGGUGCAACCCUAUACAAAAGACAAUCUCAUUAAAUACGCAAUCAACGCCGAAGACGAGGCCAGAAAUCAUCUAUCUCGCUUUAAGAUAGCAAAUCGCUCGGACUUCAGUCUGGCCAAAACUGUGCACGCCAGUCGCGUAACCAAGGAUAUUCUGCCGCGCACGGGAGAGAACCUGAGGAGACUGCCGACCAUGGCCACCACCGUUAUGACGAGGAUGUGGAAAGAGAUCAAGAAGAAUCAACAGGAGACAACUGCAAGCAAUGUGAAGCUGCAAGCGCUGAAGGACGUUCAGAGGAUGAGCGAAGGACGGGAGGUAUUGGAGUACGGUAAAAGUCUGCGAGGAAAAUCCGCGAGAGCGAUAGGAUACCAACUGAUGACGGAAACCCUGAAGAAUCUCUCUCAGAGCCAAGAACUGGCCGAUGUUCGAAACUUCCAAGGAGAUAGUGUGCAGGCUAUCUUGGAUGCGAAAAUUGUUAAAGCGCAUGAGAGAUUGAUAGACGAGAGGACCAAGGCUCUGAUCGACGAGGAUAAGCUGACACAGCCGCUUGAUAGACUUAGCAAAGAGCUGCGUGGAUUUGAGCAGAAGUCCAGCGAUUAUUUUCUAGAUAAGAGGUACCGAGAUCGGGAAAGGCUUUUAAAUAAGUGUCGAGGAUGCGAGUAUUAUGUUAAGCGCGCUAGAUAGGUAAGAGUUGUGUCUUGAUCGAGUUCUCGAAGAAAUAGCGCAGAGAAGUAAAAAAGUCGUAAUUUUUAGAAAGAUAGAAAACACUUAUAAUAAUGCGUCAAAUAUUAAAAUAAACGACUUCGAUAAGCA